Messenger RNA from Medicago truncatula (barrel medic), 753 nucleotides. Its product is annotated as Werner Syndrome-like exonuclease. Lineage: Eukaryota; Viridiplantae; Streptophyta; Magnoliopsida; Fabales; Fabaceae. The transcript has 2 exons. Gene Ontology annotation, biological process: nucleobase-containing compound metabolic process. The coding region runs from base 1 to 753 and encodes 250 amino acids. Gene Ontology annotation, molecular function: 3'-5' exonuclease activity; nucleic acid binding. Gene Ontology annotation, cellular component: nucleus; cytoplasm. The record is from RefSeq and is a predicted model, not a curated record.
AUGUCCACUUACGAAAACUACAAUGUUGUCUUCCACUCCGAAACCAUUCACACAAUGGUCACACAUGAUCCUUCCAUGGUUGAUUGCUGGCUUUCAACCCUCUCCCAAACUAGCCGCAGCCGCCGCUUCCUUGUCGGCCUUGAUGUGGAGUGGCUCCCAAACAGACAACGCAAUGUCGAAAACCCCGUCGCUGUUCUCCAACUCUGCAUAAAGAAAAAAUGCCUUGUUUUUCAAAUUUUGCAUGCUUCAUUUGUUCCACAAUCUCUUGUUGCAUUUCUUGAGAACGAAGAUAACACAUUUGUUGGUGUUGGUGUCGAAGAGGAUGUGGGUAAGCUUCUUAGAGACUACUCUUUGGUUGUUGCUAACUUUGUUGAACUUCGCAACCUUGCUGCUGAGAGAUUUGGGGAACAUAUGAGAUGUGGUGGACUCAAAGCAUUGGCUUUAAGUGUUCUUGGGAAGGAUCUUGAGAAACCAAGGAAGAUUACUAUGAGCAGGUGGAAUAGUUUUAGGCUUACUCCUCAGCAAGUUCAGUAUGCAUGUAUUGAUGCUUUUGUUUCAUUUGAGAUUGGAAGGAUUCUUAAUGCUCAUUAUGUCCUUACCUUGAAUGGUGGUGCAGUAAAUUUGAAAAGUUCCAAACAAGCUAUAGUAGCAGAUUUGACUACAGAAGCCGACUAUAUAGCAGCAAGUGAGGCUGCUAAAGAGGCUGUUUGGAUGAAAAAGUUAUAUUUAUACUUGGGGUGGUCUAUUCGUUAA